Molecule: messenger RNA, 3153 nt
Organism: Pararge aegeria (speckled wood butterfly)
Lineage: Eukaryota; Metazoa; Arthropoda; Insecta; Lepidoptera; Nymphalidae
Product: protein ref(2)P-like
Exons: 8
Coding region: 125-1831 (568 amino acids)
Biological process (GO): aggrephagy; endosome organization; mitophagy
Cellular component (GO): amphisome; aggresome
Molecular function (GO): K63-linked polyubiquitin modification-dependent protein binding; protein kinase C binding; zinc ion binding
Source: RefSeq, a predicted model, not a curated record
GUUUUGAAACUGUAUAUAAAGUUAGACGCUGCGCAAUAACAACAUUAGUGUGAAGACUUUACGUAUUGAAGGUCGAUUCUUGAGUGUAUUUGAUAAUAAAAAAGUCCCUUUACUAGCAAUAAACAUGAGCUAUCAAGUUGAUUAUAAAGUGUAUGCUUACUGUGGUGAACCUGGGAAGCCUGAAGUCAGAAGAUUUGUUGUUGACAGCAAAUUUGAUACAAGUUUUCAAUACUUGAAGUCAAAGCUUCAAGAUAUCUUCCCAAACCUUAUGAACAAGAGUUACAAUAUUUCAUGGAAAGAUGAAGAAAAUGAUGACAUAGUCAUUUCAUCAGAUGAAGAACUCUUAAUUGCCCUGCAGAGCAUGGGUGAUGGCCCUAAAAAGCUGUAUGUCUACUGUAAGGAUAAAGCGCCACAAAUUGAUGAGGUGGUUUUCAACUUAGUCAAUCCCAUACCUGAUAGUCAAGGAAUAGCUUCUGUUCACUUGGGUGUGGUCUGCGAUGGGUGUGAUGGCCCUGUGGUGGGUUUCCGUUACAAGUGCACCACCUGUGACGAUUUUGACUUGUGCUCGAAAUGCGAGGCAGGCGGAUUGCAUGCUGAGCAUUGCAUGGUGCGCAUUCCAGUGCCUAACUUGCCGUCCGCCGUCAUAAGGAAUGCAACAAAGCGUUACCGCCACUUUUUGAAGACUGUUCACACGCCAUGCAGUGAUGAGAAUGUCAAGAAGCAACGUCGCGACAGAAGUGGCGAUAGAAGACGACGCGAUCACGGACACGGCCAUCAUCACCGCCACCACAGUGGUGAUGGUGACCACCACCAUCGCCGGCCGCGCACUAGCUGGCUAGAAACAUUCGCUAGUUAUAUGAAUGAAUUCGCUAACCUCGCGGGCGAUGUGAACAUUGAAACUGAACCGAUAAACCCAACUCAAGAGGGUCCCAAUAACAGUGAGACCCAAGCUCCCAAGGAAGCGGCAAAAGAAAACAAACCAUCCACACAAUGCCCCUUCAACAUGGAGAAUUUGGAUGUACAUAACAUCCAAAAACUAUUAAACAUGUAUAUGGGUGGUUUAAGCACAUCCACUCCUAAGCAAUCAACUUCUAACGCUUCCAACAGUGGAGCCCCUCAACCCAAAGCUGGGCCUUCCAAUAAUGAAGCCACCCAGUCUUCUACCAUCAAUAAUGAGGCCACAGAAUCCGGACUCGGCAGUAAUGCUCUAGACGUGGAAAUGUCUGAGGCUGAUUCAAAGAGGUCAGAGGUUGAUACCGAAAGUUUCACCUCCGAGGCAUCCUCAACUAAAACUGUGGAAUCUAAAAAGGAAGAUUCUCCUGACAAAGUAGACGGGUGGACUGUCAUCAAUAAAGAUAAUGACCUGAUGGAUGGUUAUGAUAAGACAAAUGGACCCCCAAUUGGUUUCAACCUUCCAGAAGAAUUUCAGGAACGUGUGACCAUAUCCCAGGGACAAAACCUCUAUCCGCCGCUGAAUACUGGCACGGCUGUGUUGAAUCCUAAAGUGCCGGAAACUCCAACUGUGUCUGAGCCGCUAAAGCCAGUUCAAGGCCAGGCCUCUGCCCAAGCUCAGGCUUCAGCCAACAUCUCUGCCCCGUCUGCACCAGCUACACCCAAGCAGCAAGAGCGACAACCAAACAUUCAGCAGCAGAAACCGCAAACAAAUCCCCAGCCAGCCCAUCCGUUGGAACAUAUCAACGCGUCGAUCAACCAAAUGUUAGCUAUGGGCUUCACUAACGAAGGCGGUUGGCUGACUCAGCUCCUCGAGAGCAAGAACGGAAACAUUGCUGCUGUACUGGAUCUGCUCACUCCAGUCAACCCCAAGAAGUAGGAUGAGGGGCAUCUGAUUAUUAAUAACAAAAAAUUGUUUAUUAAUAACAAAUAAUUGAUUAUAUAUUAUUAUAUUUUCCUUACAUUAUAAUACUAUUGAACACAAGUCUCCGAACUAAAUUGACACUUCAAUGUACUACCGCCAUGCUUUUUUCUGCAACUAAGCAGCAUUUCUGUGUUCCGGUUGGAAGGGUGUGGUUGCUGGUGUUAUAACGCGCACAUGUGGCUUAAUAUCUACGCCACAGGUUAAUGGGAACUUUAAAAAAAAAACACAAAAAUGGUGCUCUCCUUUUCCACAUAAAACACUGUGAAAAGGACAACAGGACCUGUCAGUUUAGUUUCAAGAUUGUUUUAAUUAGAAUGAACCAUUCGUAUUAUUUAGUUAUUUCUUUUUUGGCUGCUAUGCUAAUAUUUCUUAUUUUAUGUAAGCAAUCAUCUACAUUAUUUCAAUAAAAACCUGUCUAAAUAAUAAGGUUAUUAAUUGUAUGAAAUGUUGCUAAACUGUUACAGAAAAGCGUUUUUAAAUUUAGAAUCAUAGUGUAACGACGCUUGGUAAUCAAGAAUAAUUAUUGUACAAUUAGUCUGUAAAAAAAUUCUUAAACCGACUGGUUGAGAAGUUUCAGGCUUCUAAAAUUGGCUAAUACCUGGCUUAUAUAUAAGUUAAGGAAUUGUUUUCAGCUGCAUUAUGUAGUAAAGUAAACUAUCAAACUAAUUUUCCCAAAAAAACCUUGCCAAACUUAUCGUCAAAUAAUAUAAAGGCGAUUGUGUUUUUAGUUUCAUAAUCCAUUAUUAGUACUUAUUUAAAGUAUAUCCAGCUAUAUUAUCUUUUAUUGACAUUUAUCUAAUUAGUGAGUAAGUAGUUAUAUCUGUAUCGAAUGACUAUUAUUUUGGUGUUAACUAUUAAGGUACCUGUUUAUUAAGACUACUAGAUAUUAAAUACAAGAGUAUUUUUUUUUGUUCUUUAGAAUAUCUCGACUCAUGGUUGACAGUCACUUUACAUUUUCAUAUUAUUUAGGGGUUGUCAUAUUAACAAAAAAUAUUAGAUUUCAACUAUAUUCAAGCUCUUAAUUUUUCAAAGAAUGAUGUCAAGACUGGACAUGUUAAAUAUAAAUAGACUAGUUUAAUAGAUCCAAAUUGAAAUUCAGCCUGUAUCUUCCAAGAUAAUAGAGUUACCCUGCUAUAUUUAUGAAAAACGAAUAAUAAGAAAAAUAAUUUUGGUGUGAUAUAUUGAUUGUGAUAAGCAAAAUUAUAGGUAUAGCUGAUUUAUAGAUUAUAAUCAUCUAAUAUCAUUAUUAUCCAAUAAAGGUUUCAGGGUUACAAAAA